UGUUUCCAAAGCCCUUUUCAGAACGGUGGUAAGGAUCGGAGAGGAGUGAGAAGGAUCUAGGAGUCUUUUCUUGUUGAAUUUAAAGAUCUCCUAGUCGGCCUUUUGUUUUUUGUUUUGGCCCCUGUUUCUGUUGGCCAUGGGGGAUUGUGAGAUUCCAGAAUUAGAAGGAGAAGAACACUUAAUUGCAGCAGUGAAACACAUUGUGAAAGCAUUGGGGUCAAAAAAGAACCUUACAGAUGAUGCAAGGAAAAUUUUGGCUCAACUUGGCACCCAGUUGUCCACUAUGACUACAACUACAGCGAAUGAGACAAAGGAUGAUAAGAUAAGUGAGAUUGAAGAUCUCCUUAACACUGUUGAGGAGAAGAUCAUGAGUUGGGAGGAAGAUCAGUCUAUGAUAUGGGAUUCAGGACCAGAAGAAGCCUCCGAGUACUUGAAUGCAGCAGGUGAAGCCCAAAAAUUGACUGAAAGAUUAGAGAGGAUGUGUCUAAAGAAAGAUGAUGAUGAAUAUAAUCUAUUACAAAGGGCUCAUAAUGUUCUUCAGAAGGCAAUGGAAAGACUCGAGGAAGAGUUCAGGCACAUGCUUGUUGAGAACAGGCAGCCUUUUGAGCCGGAGCAUGUUUCUUUUCGAUCCAGUGAAGAGGAUGUUGUGGAUGAGGCCUCAAUUAUCUCUUUUGGGGAUGAGUCAAUUGAAGACUCAAUUCAUAGAGACACCGUGAGCAGGGCCUCUGAGGAUUAUAUCAUUGAUUUGAUUCAUCCGGAUGUGAUUCCCGACCUCAGAUGCAUUGCCAAAUUGAUGAUCAGUUCGAAUUAUGAUCGGGAGUGUUACCAGGCCUAUACCAGCACCCAGAAGGAUGCCUUGGAUGAGUGCCUUGUCGUUCUUGGAAUGGAGAAACUAAGCAUUGAAGACGUGCUGAGGAUGGAGUGGACUAGCUUGAAUUAUAAGAUCAAACAAUGGGUACGAACAAUGAAGAUCUUUAUGCGGGUCUAUCUUGCUAGUGAGAAAUGGCUCGGUGAGCAAAUUUUUGGGGAGCUCGGACCAGUUAAUCUAAUUUGCUUUGUUGAGGCAUCCAAGGCUUCAAUGUGGCAGCUUCUAAAUUUUGGUGAAGCCAUUUCUAUAGGCCCUCAUCAACCAGAGAAGUUGUCUCGAAUUCUUGACAUGUAUGAGGUGCUAGCAGAUCUUCUUCCAGAUAUAGAUGCUUUAUACUCGGAUGAGGCUGGUUCUUCAGUUAGAAUUGAGUGCCACGACCUUCUUAGUAGAUUGGGUGAUACUGUAAGGGCAACAUUUUUUGAAUUUAAGAAUGCCAUUGCAUCAAAUGCAUCGAUAAACCCUUUUGCAGGAGGUGGAAUUCACCAUCUUACCAGAUACGUCAUGAAUUACGUGAAGUUUCUAACUGACUACAGUGAGACGCUCAAUUUGCUGCUCAAGGACCAUGAUGCAGAGGAUCCGAGUUCACUGUCACCAGACAUGAGUCCAACUAUGGAGGAGGAGGACAAAAGCAGGAAUUCGUCAAGCGGGAUUUCCCCAAUGGCUCAUCACUUCCGAUCGAUUGCCUCAAUUCUGCAAAGCAGCCUUGAUUAUAAGUCCAAGCUAUACAGGGAGGCUUCGCUACAGCACUUCUUCUUGAUGAACAAUAUUCAUUACAUGGCUGAAAAGGUCAAGGGGUCUGAGCUAAGGCAUAUAUUUGGAGAUGAAUGGAUUAGGAAGCAAAACUGGAAAUUCCAACAGCACGCAAUGAAUUAUGAGCGAGCUAGUUGGAGUUCAAUCCUCUCUUUGCUCAAGGAAGAUGGCAUUCACAAUCCUGGUUCAAAUUCUAUCUCGAAAACCCUCCUCAAGGAAAGGCUUCGGAGUUUUUAUCUUGCUUUUGAGGAGAUAUACAAGACCCAAACAGCAUGGCAUAUCCCAGAUAUUCAGCUCCGAGAAGAUUUACGAAUCUCAACAUCCCUCAAGGUCAUCCAGGCUUAUCGGACAUUUGUGGGAAGACAUGCCAUUCACUUAUAUGACAAGGAUAUUAAAUACAGUGCAGAUGACCUAGAGACUUAUCUUUUGGAUUUCUUCGAGGGAUCUCCAAAAUCAUUACAAAAUAACUCUAGGAGAUGAUGAGCAAGUUGGGCUUCAUUCCAGUCUGUCCAUGAGUUCCACUGUGCCUAGCAUCUGUAAUCAAUCUUGCAGAACUGAAAAUUAUCAUAUUGUAUUUCAUUUGUUACUUUGUUCUGGUUUUAACAGUGUAGUGAGCAUAAACAAUUGAAACUAGCUUGUAACUUCCGUUUUUUAGCUGGAUGAAAUGAAAACUAGCUUGUAA
Messenger RNA from Juglans microcarpa x Juglans regia, 2300 nucleotides. RefSeq names its product exocyst complex component EXO70E2-like. Gene Ontology annotation, biological process: exocytosis. Lineage: Eukaryota; Viridiplantae; Streptophyta; Magnoliopsida; Fagales; Juglandaceae. The transcript has a single exon. Gene Ontology annotation, cellular component: exocyst. Bases 137 to 2098 code for a protein of 653 amino acids. Gene Ontology annotation, molecular function: phosphatidylinositol-4,5-bisphosphate binding. The record is from RefSeq and is a predicted model, not a curated record.